AUGCUACCUGGUUACCCAACCCUCGGUAGGUGGAACGGGGAUCGGACCUGUGACCCAUUGACUACAACAAUGAAUGAUGUUAAAGAAAAAGAUUUGGAUGAGAUUGCUGUAAAGAACUUUGUUUCAUACAUUCAGUUUGCUACAGUCCAUCCAAACCCGAAUUAUCGACCUGCAGUUGAUUGGCUUGUCAGUUUAGGUAAGGAGUUACAACUUGAAUGCAGUGUGGUUGAACCUGUUGCUGAUAAUCCUAUUGUUAUCAUGUGUUGGAAAGGAUAUCAGCCGGAACUACCUGCAAUUAUGCUUAACUCUCAUAUGGAUGUAGUACCAGUGGUGCAAGAGAAGUGGUCAUUUCCACCGUUCGGUGGCGUAAUUGCUUCAGAUGGCAAAAUAUACGGUCGAGGAACUCAGGAUAUGAAGUCUAUUGGUAUUCAACAGCUAGAGGCUGUUAGAAGACUGAAAUCCCGCGGUUAUCAACAAUUACGUCGCACAGUUUACCUGACGUUUGUGCCCGAUGAAGAAUUGGGUGGUGCUAAAGGGAUGAAACCUUUCGUAGGCAACCUUACCGAAUUUAAAGGAAUGAAGUUUGCAGACAUGAAUAUUGGUUUUUGUUUAGACGAAGGUAUACCAAGUUCAUCAGAAGACUAUCUAGCAUUUUAUGAUGAACGUCGGCCAGUGUGGUUGAAUGUAUACUUCUAUGGGAAUGCUGGUCAUGGCCUAGCUUUAAUUGAAAAUACUGCAGCUGAGAAAUUUCGAAUUUUCCUAAAUCACAUUUACUGUUUUCGUAAAGAGGAACAGUUACGAUUGGAGAAUUCGCAAGGCAAAUUAACACUAGGCGAUAUAACAACGGUGAAUAUGACAAUGGUAAAUGGUGGUGUACAACACAAUGUCGUACCUGAAAAGUUGUUAGCAUCAUUUGACAUCCGGUUGACACCAUCCUUGUCUUUGGAUAGUUUGAAGGAGAAGUUGAAUCAGUGGGCAAUCAGUGCUGGGGGGCAAAUCGAGUUUGAAUACUCUAAUACUGGUGUCGAUUUAAAACAAUCAGUUGUCUUCCCAAAUGAAUCAAGUAAUCCAUGGUGGUUUACUUUAAUUGAUGUAUGUUCAAAGUAUGGUAGUAAAGUUCAGAAAAGAGUUUUUCCUGGUGGUACAGAUGCCAGAUUUGUUCGUGAAUACCACCUACUUCCACACGCAACCAAUGUUAAGCCAAUAGAAGCAAUUGGAUUUUCCCCAAUUAGAAAUACACCAGUUCUAUUACACGAUCAUGAUGAGUAUUUGCAUAAGUCAGAAUUCAUACGUGGAUGUCGUAUAUACACUGAUCUUGUUCAAGCUCUUGGUGAAUUACCUUGAGGCUAUAUGUCGUAUUAUUUUAUUUUCAAUUAAUCAUGAUAACAUAAAUCCUUUCUGAUUGUAAGAAAAAAAACAAAUUUUCGUAGUAUUGUUUCUUUAUUUUGAUUCUUUUAUACUGUUUUUAAUUAUCCGCUGAAUACAGUGUAUAGUGUGAU
Molecule: messenger RNA, 1499 nt
Organism: Trichobilharzia szidati
Lineage: Eukaryota; Metazoa; Platyhelminthes; Trematoda; Strigeidida; Schistosomatidae
Source: the annotation of a GenBank genome assembly